Owenia fusiformis is the source of this 1531-nucleotide messenger RNA. Lineage: Eukaryota; Metazoa; Annelida; Polychaeta; Sabellida; Oweniidae. The record is from the annotation of a GenBank genome assembly.
AUAAGACUUAGUUAAACUAUACAUAUGCUAUAAACUGAAUGAAUUUCUAUCAAUGGCAAUGUUUCCGUAUCAACUAAAUAUGGUUUGUCUGAGUUUUCAAGUAUUUUUACGUCGCCAGAAAGUUAAACUACAGAAAAUGAGCAAAACAUGCAGGAACCAAAUAACGAUCUAAGAGGAGAUACAUAAUUAUUGUCUCGAGACUUAAUGUAUAUGUGGCCACUCUCCUGGAAUCCUGAACUCGCAGAUCUUCAUAAAAAAAGACUUGCAGAGCAAUCAACCCAUUCGAGAAAUUGUCUGCUUAUAACCACGGAUGAUUAAAGACUCUUGAUCUUUAUCAAGUAAUUGAACAACCCUCAAAGAGGAUAUAUGGAUACUACAGUUCUACAACAGUUCUAGAACAGUCCUCAUAUUGAAAAAACAACUCUUGACAAAAUACAGUAAUGUUUGAGAACAUCAAUAAGUUUUCUCCCCCUCAGAAAUAACCCUAAGCAAAACAGUUUUUUGAAUUUGAGAAAAAUUGUUUGAGAAGAUUUUGAAUAACUCUUAUAUCAAGUAUGGCAACAAAUAUCAAGGAUGAACCUAUGGAGGUAGAGCAAGUGGAGGCAAGGAUACUUGAGUUGUGCCUUGGAAGUGUCAAAGGUGUAACAGACCAACAGUUACAGACACUAAUCCCAAACAUUUCUCCAACACAAAGAGUGACAGCCGUCAACAAACUUUUACAAAAUGGCAAGAUAGAUCUGAUGAAGAGUGGAUCUCAGCUUGUUUACAAAGUAAAAGACCCUGACUCUACCAGCAAAGUGAAGGGAGGAGACAACCAGGAGAAACUGGUCUACCAAAUAAUUGAAGAAUCAGGAAACAAAGGAAUCUGGAUCAGAGACAUAAGAUGGAAGUCUAACCUAUUGCUGACCCAAGUGAACAAGAUCUUGAAGAGCCUGGAGAGCAAGAAACUUAUUAAGGCAGUUAAAUCAGUUGCAGCAUCCAAAAAGAAAGUGUACAUGCUGUUCAACUUGGAGCCUGACAGAUCAGUUACAGGGGGAGCAUGGUACAGUGACCAGGACUUUGAGGCAGAAUUUGUUGACAUCCUUAAUCAGCAGUGCUUCAAAUUCCUUGAGCAAAGGCUGGAGCUUGCCGCUGACAUGAAUGUUGACCCAGCUGCUAGGAUGAAUAAGGCAUAUGCCACGUCACUUGACAUCACCAAGUAUAUCUCAGAGUUAGGGAUUAGCAAGGUUGAAUUAUCUGUAGAGGACAUAGAGACUAUCCUCAAUACUUUAAUUUAUGAUGGUAAAGUUGAGCACACAAUAAUGGCCACCGCAACUGGGCAGAAAAAGCUGUAUAGGGCCAUGAGACAAAUAACACAAUCAACAGGGUUGAUGAGGACCCCAUGUGGGGUAUGCCCAGUGUUUAAAGACUGCAAAGAGGGAGGUAUCGUGUCGCCAUCUACCUGUGUUUAUAUGAAAGACUGGUUAGACAUUAACUUUUGACAUCACUAAGAGACUAAAUAAAUGACAAGUUAAAAUGUUUAGGAAUGGCU